AUGUGCAAUGGCUGCUUUUCACUUAUUCUUGCGGUAACAAUCUUUUUGACAAACAUCCUCCUGGUUAUGGCGACAAGAAGAAAUCCUCUUCGCUUUAACAAGGUAAUCGACAAAAUUAACAUCGCGUCCUUCUACCUCAAUCUCUUGGCUUGUGUGUUUUUUCUUCCUUGCUUUGGAAUUACAGUGAUUCUUCAGAGUUUGCAAAUGACCAAGACAACUGUCCUUUUUGCAAGCAACCCAAGUUAUCUGUCUGUAACAGUUCUUCUAUUCACGCAGUCAAACGUGGAUGCUGCCCUCCUAAGGACGAUUGAGCGAAGCUCAGCGUUUAUAUUUCCUCAUUUUCAUCGCCGUUUUAUGACCAAAAACAGAGUGCUAAUCACUUUGUUGCUAUCAGAGUCUUGUGCCCUGACAUUUGCUUGUUUGCAGCUUACUGGAAUAAACAAAAUCGUAUUUUACACCGUUUAUAUCCAUAUGUUUAUUACAGCCCCAAUGUUUGUUAUGUUUAUUUUGGUUAGCAUUACUUACUGGAAUAUUAAGACCAAUAACAGAGUAAUGAACCGAGAAACUCCUCAAUCCGCUGAAAAGCUAGAGCUUCACAGAAAACGGGCUUCAAGAACUGCAAGAAAGUACCUGAUACUUGUUUUACUUCUGACUGUACCAAUGUUCUUGUGCAUUUUACCUUGGUACAUUUUAACUAUCAUUUAUGUCACGUACAAGGACAGUGUUAAAACUGAUGCGGCAUUUCUAGCAGAACAAUUUUCUAUAUCAUUUCUCUUUCUCCCUGAUCUCUUUCUACCUAUUAUAAAAACACUUCGUUUCAAGGAAUACUACAACUCGAUAAAACGCUUCCGAAGAUGA
Molecule: messenger RNA, 858 nt
Organism: Porites lobata
Lineage: Eukaryota; Metazoa; Cnidaria; Anthozoa; Scleractinia; Poritidae
Source: the annotation of a GenBank genome assembly